AUGCCUCCUCAACUUUUGGUGACUGGAGCAGAGUAUGAGGCGAUGCUGACAGAGAUCAUGUCUAUGGGAUAUGAAAGGGAGAGAGUGGUAGCUGCACUACAGGCCAGUUUCAACAACCCCCACAGAGCUGUGGAGUAUCUUCUUACUGUGAGUGUCUCGUCUGCUCUGAUGGAUGAGAAGAGGGACUGGAGGCUCGCAUUGCACAGCUGGAGGAGGAGCUGGAAGAGGAGCAGGGUAACAUGGAGCUACUCAAUGAUCGCUUCAGGAAGUCCACCAUGCAGGUGGACCACCCUAUCCACAGAACUUAGCUCAGAGCGUAGCACGGCUCAGAAGAGUGAAAAUGCUCGGCAGCAACUGGAACGUCAAAACAAGGACUUGCGUGCUAAACUGGGCCGAGCUGGAGGGCGAGUGAAGAACAGGUUCAAGGUCUGCAUCACGGCUUUGGAGGCCAAGAUAGCACAGCUGGAGGAACAGCUGGAGCAGGAGGCAAAGGAGCGAGGGACAGCCAACAAGCUAGUGAGGAGGACAGAGAAGAAGCUGAAAGAAGUGUGCAUGCAAGUGGAGGAUGAGCGUCGCCAUGCUGACCAGUUCAAGGAACAAGUGGAAAAGGUUAACUCUCGCAUGAAGCAGCUGAAGCGUCAGUUGGAAGAGGCUGAGGAAGAGGCCACACGGGCCAAUGCCUCACGCAGGAAACUGCAACGAGAGCUGGAUGACGCCACUGAGGCCAGCGAGGACCUGAGCCGUGAGGUCAACACACUCAAGAACCGCCUCAGGCGGCCCAUCGGUUUUUCCUCCAGCCGCUCGGGUCGGCGCCAGCUGCAGGUCGAGGGCACUUCCUUGGACCUUCUGUCUGAUGAUGAGCUGGAAAACAAGAUCACUGACAACAACGCUAAUGAGACGCCGACACACCCAGUCCCUCCGAGCCUGACCCUCUGCACCGACCGAGUUUGA
Thalassophryne amazonica is the source of this 951-nucleotide messenger RNA. RefSeq names its product myosin heavy chain, embryonic smooth muscle isoform (gene myh9b). The record is from RefSeq and is a predicted model, not a curated record. Gene Ontology annotation, molecular function: protein binding. NCBI's taxonomy places the organism in Eukaryota, Metazoa, Chordata, Actinopteri, Batrachoidiformes, Batrachoididae. Gene Ontology annotation, cellular component: myosin complex.